GAUGGAUGCUGCGGGAAGGGGCUGCCAUUUGCUGCCCCUGCCAGCGGCGCGCGGACCUGCUCGCUCUCCUGCGGUGGCGGCCGCCGCCCGCGCCGUCAGCCGGCCCGGCCUCUGCAGCGCCGCCGCCUCGGCUCCCUCCGCGGCCGCCGGAGCGGUCGCCAUGAACCCCAGCUCCUCGGCGGGAGAGGAGAAGGGGGCGACGGGCGGCAGCGGCGGCGGCGGAAGCGGCGCCGGGAGUUGCUGCCUGGGCGCGGAGGGCGGCGCGGACCCGCGGGGCGCGGGGGCAGCGGCGGCGGCGGCGGCGGGGGCCGCUGCCCUGGAGGAGCCCGCGGCCGCCGGCGCGAAGGAGAAGGACGAGGCGCUGGAGGAGAAGCUCAGGAACUUAACUUUCCGGAAGCAGGUCUCUUACAGGAAAGCAAUCUCCCGGGCAGGCCUGCAGCACCUGGCUCCUGCACAUCCCCUCAGCCUUCCUGUGGCAAAUGGUCCAGCGAAGGAGCCCAGAGCGACUCUGGACUGGAGUGAGAAUGCCGUGAAUGGAGAGCACCUGUGGCUGGAGACCAACGUCUCAGGAGACCUGUGUUACCUGGGAGAGGAGAACUGCCAAGUCAGAUUUGCAAAAUCGGCCCUCAGGAGGAAGUGUGCGGUCUGUAAAAUCGUCGUCCACACCGCCUGCAUUGAACAGCUAGAAAAGAUUAAUUUCAGAUGUAAACCAACAUUUCGAGAAGGGGGCUCAAGAUCGCCAAGAGAAAACUUUGUGCGUCAUCACUGGGUGCACAGGCGUCGGCAGGAGGGAAAAUGUAAGCAGUGUGGUAAGGGCUUCCAGCAAAAGUUCUCCUUCCACAGUAAAGAGAUUGUGGCUAUCAGCUGUUCCUGGUGCAAACAGGCGUUUCACAAUAAGGUGACCUGCUUCAUGCUGCAUCACAUUGAAGAACCCUGCUCCCUGGGGGCUCAUGCUGCUGUCAUUGUCCCGCCCACCUGGAUCAUUAAGGUGAAGAAACCUCAGAACUCGCUGAAGGCUUCAAAUCGGAAGAAGAAGAGAACAAGCUUUAAAAGAAAAGCCAGUAAAAGAGGAACUGAACAGGAAAACAAAGGUCGACCUUUUGUGAUAAAACCUAUCUCUUCUCCUCUCAUGAAGCCCUUGCUUGUGUUUGUGAACCCCAAGAGCGGAGGCAACCAGGGAACCAAAGUCCUGCAGAUGUUCAUGUGGUACCUGAAUCCACGACAGGUCUUUGAUCUAUCUCAGGAAGGGCCAAAAGAUGCGCUUGAGUUAUACAGGAAGGUACCAAAUCUGCGAAUUCUGGCCUGUGGCGGGGAUGGAACGGUGGGCUGGAUCCUUUCUAUUCUGGAUGAACUGCAACUGAGCCCUCAGCCUCCCGUCGGGGUCCUUCCACUGGGAACUGGGAACGACCUGGCUCGAACUCUCAACUGGGGAGGGGGCUACACUGAUGAACCUGUUUCGAAGAUCCUUUGCCAAGUCGAAGACGGGACAAUUGUACAGCUGGAUCGCUGGAACCUCCACGUGGAAAGAAACCCAGACUUGCCUCCAGAAGAACUUGAAGAUGGUGUGUGUAAGCUUCCUCUGAAUGUUUUCAAUAAUUACUUCAGCCUUGGAUUUGAUGCCCACGUCACACUGGAGUUCCAUGAAUCCAGAGAAGCAAAUCCAGAGAAAUUCAACAGUCGUUUUCGAAAUAAAAUGUUCUAUGCAGGGGCAGCUUUUUCUGAUUUUCUACAGAGAAGCUCUAGAGAUCUUUCCAAACAUGUUAAAGUUGUUUGUGAUGGAACCAAUCUCACUCCAAAGAUUCAGGAACUGAAGUUCCAGUGUAUAGUAUUUUUAAAUAUACCCAGAUAUUGUGCUGGCACAAUGCCCUGGGGGAACCCAGGAGAUCACCAUGAUUUUGAACCUCAGCGUCAUGAUGAUGGUUAUAUUGAAGUAAUUGGAUUCACUAUGGCCUCUUUGGCUGCCCUGCAAGUUGGGGGCCAUGGGGAAAGGCUACACCAGUGUCGGGAGGUCGUGCUGCUCACUUACAAACCCAUCCCCAUGCAAGUGGAUGGGGAGCCCUGUAGGUUGGCCCCAGCUAUGAUUCGGAUCUCCUUGAGGAAUCAAGCCAACAUGGUGCAGAAGAGCAAGAGGAGAACAUCCAUGCCUUUACUCAAUGAUAUCCAUCAGGUGCCAGCUGCCGACCUGCGGAGAGUAUCUGCUCCCCCUGGCUCCUUCACCACUCCCCAAUCUGUCCCAGACCGCCUGAGGAUCCGGGUGAACAAAAUCAGUUUACAAGACUAUGAAGGAUUCCACUAUGACAAAGAGAAACUUCGGGAAGCUUCUAUCCCUCUGGGUAUUCUAGUUGUGCGUGGAGACUGUGACUUGGAGACUUGCCGUAUGUACAUAGAUCGCCUACAGGAGGACCUGCAGUCAGUUUCUUCUGGCUCCCAGAGAGUUCAUUACCAGGACCACGAAACCUCCUUUCCCAGGGCGCUCUCAGCCCAGAGACUUUCCCCGCGGUGGUGCUUUCUAGAUGCUACUUCUGCUGAUCGCUUUUACCGAAUAGACAGAUCUCAGGAACAUUUGCACUUUGUGAUGGAGAUUUCCCAAGAUGAGAUUUUUAUUCUGGACCCCGAUAUGGUAUUGUCACAGCAGGCAGGGACACCUCCCGGAAUGCCUGACCUGGUGGUGGAGCAAGCCUCAGGAGUGGCAGACUGGUGGAACCCUGCCCUACGGAAACGCAUGCUGAGCGACAGCGGGCUGGGAAUGAUAACACCGCAUUAUGAAGACUCAGAUUUGAGGGACCUCAGCCACUCCCGCGUGCUACAGUCACCAGUCUCUUCAGAAGAUCAUGCAAUUUUACAGGCAGUAAUAGCUGGUGAUCUUAUGAAGCUAAUAGAAAGCUAUAAAAAUGGAGGGAGUCUGCUAAUUCAGGGACCAGACCACUGUUCACUCCUUCACCAUGCAGCUAAAACCGGCAAUGGGGAGAUUGUGAAAUAUAUCCUUGACCACGGACCUUCUGAGUUAUUGGAUAUGGCAGACAGCGAAACGGGUGAGACCGCACUGCACAAGGCUGCCUGCCAGCGGAACCGGGCUGUGUGCCAGCUUCUGGUGGAUGCGGGAGCAUCUCUGAGAAAGACGGACUCCAAGGGUAAGACGCCUCAAGAGAGAGCACAGCAAGCUGGAGACCCAGAUUUGGCUGCUUACCUAGAAAGCCGCCAGAACUAUAAGAUCAUUGGCCACGAGGACCUGGAAACUGCUGUUUGACCCUGGUAGAUCACAAAGAGAACUUGAGCGAGCAUAUCACCUAUGCCCUCCCGGCGAUCGGGCAGCUCCCCUGGAAGAAGCUGAUGGAAUCCAUAAAUCUGUCUCUCUCCUGCAAGAAUCAAUCUGAUACCAUGUCACCAGUUGUUAAGGGCUACCAAGAUGUCCAACAGAACAUGAUAGCCCACCGAGGAAGAGGCAGGAUACCUGGAGAUUUGUGGAAUACAAGUUCCACGAAAUUUGAUCCUUAUUGCUUCCAGCAAGUAGCAUGAACUUCUGUGUUCACCUGUAUAAUUUAUUUUCAAGAUUCAAAGGAUGUUCGUAUACAUGGCACUGCUCCCGCCUCCCCCUGUGCAUUCAUGACUCCCCUGUACCACACAAUUCUACUGUAACUACUCACCAUUCAAAAAAUGUGAUCUGUUCUCUUUACAUUCAGUCUUUGAAGACCACAAGACCAUCUGAAGGUCUUUGAAAACCCUCUGGAUGUCCUGCAGAAACACAACUGUAAAGCUGCUUCCAUUUCCCAGAUGAAAUAUACCAAGACUAUUAGUGACUU
This is a messenger RNA of Panthera uncia (snow leopard), 3800 nucleotides long. It is a transcript of the gene DGKI, whose product is annotated as diacylglycerol kinase iota. Gene Ontology annotation, biological process: intracellular signal transduction; diacylglycerol metabolic process; lipid phosphorylation. The transcript is spliced from 36 exons. The record is from RefSeq and is a predicted model, not a curated record. Gene Ontology annotation, cellular component: nucleus. The coding region runs from base 2 to 3247 and encodes 1081 amino acids. Gene Ontology annotation, molecular function: ATP-dependent diacylglycerol kinase activity; protein binding. NCBI's taxonomy places the organism in Eukaryota, Metazoa, Chordata, Mammalia, Carnivora, Felidae.